Molecule: messenger RNA, 5783 nt
Organism: Pomacea canaliculata
Lineage: Eukaryota; Metazoa; Mollusca; Gastropoda; Architaenioglossa; Ampullariidae
Exons: 17
Coding region: 2458-4731 (757 amino acids)
Molecular function (GO): protein binding
Source: RefSeq, a predicted model, not a curated record
UUCAUAGAACAAUUUCUAAAGGUGCCAACAGUUUCUUACAGAGACAAGGAACGCGAAACAAAUGUAAGAAGUCCUGCAAAUCCUGAAGGGAGAGAGCGAGGUGAUGUGUAAAUAUAAAGUGAGGUGGAUGGUAGGUGGGGCCAGAGAUAUUAUAAGACACAGCACAGGAAAGAGAAGCUGCUGUUUCGUGUGGCUAAGGUAUUUCUGCUAAACUGCAAGUAUAGUGGUAUUUGUCCUCGCAACCACUUCAGCAAGUCAUCCGCCGUUUCAGGGAAGUCGUCGAUUCUCUCAAGAAAGUCAAUUUUAAGACAUCUCAACAGCAAUCCUACGAAAGGCUUUUUGACUGGAAAUCCAAGAAGACAUUUCGUGGGAACGGACAUUGAUGACAAAUCCGAUUCCUUUGAUGACAAGAAUGGACUGAUGGUAUAUCCACAUGGAAGACAGCAUUAGUUGAUGGUGGACCACCGAUACUCCAAACAUUUUAAUUCAUUUUGUGCCAACGUCGCUGAGGAAGCCACGCUCGUCGCCAGGGGAGAUAAUGCUGCUCGACUGGCUCUGAAGUCACUCAGGCAAUGUUUAUAAAGCAAGAAUCACUGCAGACUGAUGGUGACUAGACCGACAAAUGUUGCGAGGUCGCGAGGAUGAAGUAUCUCAAGCAAAUAUAUCUGCUGCUUUUGGAACAAGCCAUCAUCUACAACAGUAUUCUGGCUCAGAAAGUUGAUUUAGACUUCAGCACUACACAGUGCAUAAUGGAAUCGAAGAACAUCACAUACUCAAGCAGAGUUAAUGGCAUCUUCCCUCAUGGCUGUACAAUUGCAGUCCAGUGCCGGUAUCGUUUUGCUUCAUGUACUGGGAAUCUGAGUAUCACCUUGAAUAAUGAACAGCUCGACAAGGCCAUCUUAGUGACAAACUCAUCCAACUGUACUAUUGAGGUUAACAUAACCAAUUUAACUGCAAUGGACUUCCAUCAGAAGACAAUCACUUGUAAAAUAGACAAUGUCUCUAAAAGAUCACGGACACUUGAAGUUGGGUACCCACCUGUGCAACCAGAAAAUCUGGUUGUUGAGUAUCUCCCUGGCAGCUAUAUUUAUUUGUGGUUAGAUCCUGUAAAGAUUGGAGAAGAUUUAAAUGAUAAGGAUACAGUAUGGUUUGUGGACUAUAAUUGGGCAGGUACAGCUUAUAAAACUUUCUCUUACUCUAUCUUUCACACACUCAUGCAUUCAUGUACAUGCACACUCACAUUAUAUGAUAUACUUUUCAUGGAUUUAUGUACUAGCUGUGACUUUAUUGUCAACUUUUGAUUUACUGCUUCGCUUGAAUCAAGCUUAUUUAUGCAUGUCGUCAGUAUAAUGAAAUAAUGAAACACUCUAGAAGUCUUUAUCCUGACUUGACAAGUUGACAGCUGAUGUUCAGCAAGGGAGAUGUUUUGAGUGAAAGGGGAGACAAAAAGUGUGGUGGUGCCAGCUGUCAACCUACUGUCACUCACUUGCUCCCUAGUUCUCACUCCAUCUCUGUCUCUGCUUUGCUUGACAAAGUUUCUUUUUUAUGUGAUGAGACUGAAAACCUUAUUUUUUUAAAACCUUUUUUUUUUCAGACCCAUGAAACCACUUCAUUUUCAGACCCCAUUCCCCAUGGCAAAUUUUAUUUAAUAAUAAUUAAGCAUUUCUAUGGCACAUUUUCCUGCCAGCAUCAAGCCCAAUACACUUUGACAGAAACAAUCAGCUUAACAAUAUCUCUAUCACACAUACACAGCACACACAAACAACACAGACACAUAUGCAUGCAGGAGUAGAAGGUAUAAAAAAAAAGAAAAGAAAACCACCAGCUGCUUAAAGUAUUUCCAGAAAUAAUGGUUCUUAAGGCCAGACUUGAAAGCAUCAUGAUUUAAGUGAUUUACACAAUUUUAAUGCUGUGGAUAACCCUCCAUGCAUGCUCAUGCACUUUUUAUGUCUCUAUCUAAAGACUUUUUAAAAAGUAGAUUAUAAAAAAAAAAUUAAGGAAAGUAAAAUAGCAACUGGACAAGAAUAUAUAUAUGUGUGAGAGAGAGAGAGAGAGUGGUGUGUAUGUGGAUUUUUUUUUAAUUCUUUGUAUUUUUUAUGUCUCUUAAAAAUUAUUGAAAAGGAAAAAAAAAAUGUGUUAUUUUGCUGAUCCAAAUAAUAUUUGAAGCCAGUUUUCACUUAGUGAAUAGAGUAACAAGGUAAUUACACAGGCACAGAAAGCUGACUAUAGAUACCACAGGUCAAACUAUGAGGAUACACAGCAACUACUCUGUGGGUCACAGAGUUACUUCUUUAUUGAUGGAUAAAGUCACAUUUAUAUAAUUGUAUUAUUUCAGCAUGAUUGUGCAAAAUGUAACACACAUUUGUAUUUGUUUUUAAGGAAAGCAUAUAUCCUGUAAAAAUUCCAGCAGCAGCCAAUAGGACAAGGCAUCUGGCAUGUGAAGUUAAUCUCAAAAGCAUGAUCGGAAAAGGAUUUUAUUCAAAAGAAUCUGGGGGAAAUGUUAGCAACAACAUCACUUUUAUGGUCAAUGUUUCCAACAAGUUUGUAAAUAAGACUGUAAAUUCUUCUAUGAACAGGUCCUUUUACCUACCACGUUUUGUUAGGCCAGACGCAGUGAAACCAGAGCUAGUGAAAGCAGGAGACAGUUGGCUUAGCAUCAAUGUCAGCCUUAGUAAAGUUAUGCAUGGCUUUGACCACUGUAAAUUAAUGAAGAAUGGUCCGCAAGAUUCUCGCUUGAGACUGGAAUACACUGUGCACAAGGCCAGUGAGGAAGAAGAACACAGGCUUAGACCAGAAAGAAAUCGCUUCAGGGAGGAAUUCGGCUUCUAUCGCAACUUACCAGAUGAUGAGAGGGCCCUGGUUACUUUGAAUGGCACUUCCGAUUUCCCACAAACUAAGGUGCAGAAAUGGAUCUGCAGAAAUCAAACACUGAAUGUCAACAUAACUGGUUUAGCCCCCUAUUCACAUUAUAACAUUACCUUUAACCUGCUGGGAAAAUACAGAGGUCUUGGAAGCAGUCUCAACAAUGUUAUGACAAAGGAAAGUGAGCCAUUGCGGUCCCCAUUAUUUGGUAUCAGCCCGUACUCAUGCUUCUCUGGUGAAAACGACAGAAUCUCGUGCGUCAUUUAUUUUGAAGAAAUUCCAAGGAUUUUAAGACAUGCCAGUGUUACAAAUUAUAUUUUGGAGGGAUUUGGUCUGACUGAUGGGCACCAGAGAAUCAGGCCAGAAUGUAGGAAUUUUACAGUGAAAGCAGAUGGUCAAAAUAAUUCAAUUUUGGUGGAAAAUCUCAUCCAGGGCUGUGUCUACAACAUCAGUUUGACAGCAGAAACAAGCAUGAAACAAAAUUCUCUAUCUGCUACCUAUAUUUUAAAUGCAAGAGAUAUAGGAAAAGAGGUAGAGGUGGAAGUGGUCGUUGACAAAUUAAACAAGAGUCAUGACAGUUACACGAUGUUCUGGAAUAAUGCAGCCUGGGAACAGACAGAGGAUGUGAAAUACUACAUUCAUUACUGUUACACAGGAACCAAAAGUGCCCAGAGUUAUAUCUGCAUGAAUAAUCUGGUGACGCAACAAGAGAACAGUACAUGGAGGUCUUCCAAGAUGUUAGUCGAAAGUUACAUUAAACCAACAUUUUUCAUAUCCGCUGUACAGAAUGGGAAAACCAGUGGAAUGGUCAAAGAAAAGUGGAGAUAUUGCAUGCAUAAAGACCCUGUGAAAGUAAAAUCACUGGCUGUGAGAAGCAUGCCAGUAGAUUCAACGCAGCUGGAGGUGGUAUUUGAACGGGCAGAUACUGACGCCGAUGACUGUACAGGUCGGCCAGUUUACUUUGAAAUCAGCUGGAAAGAAUGUUCAAAUGGAUGCAAACCAUUCCAGGACUCAAAUAAUUAUUUGAAAGUAGAUGCCUACCACAAAGGACCCGUCACACUGAAUGGCCUUACAGACUCCACAGAUUACUGUGUAUGGGUCAAGGCUGUAGGCAGCAACAACAUAAGUUCUUCUUGGACUUGCCGAGCAGCAAUGACAGGAAAAAGCAACACUAGAGUUAUCAUUGUGGCUUUUAUUCUUGUUGGUCUUACAGUUUUCUCUCUAGGAUGUGUCCUCACUUGUUGCUACUGGAGGAGGUCAAAGGCUAAAAUAGAAGCUAUGCAUGUGCCCUGGCCAAAGCCAAACACUAAGCAGUCUCUCCUGUAUAAAAAGCCAGGAAGUGCUUUUCCAUUUUUCACCAAAAUUCCUGCUACACCCAAGCAUGUUUUAUCUGGAGAUUCUGGAAUUGAAGAUGGAGGUGUUGAUGGUAUAUAUACGAGGUCAAUGUUGACAGAAAGUGGUGACAACAGACCAUGCUGUACACAAGCAACAAUUGGGUCCUUAUAUGGCUAUCACCUGCACAUCGAACAGGAGGAUAGCCAGUCCCAGUCGAUUCAGCGGUACCAACUGAUCAGGUUCGAACCACCCGCCAGCUCUACUGUGUGUGAUGACAAUGAUGAGACAGAGGACAGCGAGGAAAAAGAGGAGCUGAGUGACAGCGAUUUGUCGUCAGAGUGUAGCAACUCCUCACAUCACAGCUCUAACCAUGGCUCUGUCUACUCCUUGUCUUAUUCAGAGAAUAUUCUGUCAAGACUCCCCAAAGCUUUGUUUCAACCUUCAGGACAAGGGUUGCAUGAACGAAACUCGGACACUAGCUGUACACUAGGGGUGUCAUGUCCUGAUGAAAGCGAUGAUGAUAAUGAUAGAUGAGAUUAAACACUGGUGUCUGCAGAUCAGAUAUAUUAAUAAUAAAUGCAACAUUUACAAAGCGAAUACUCACACUCCUAUAAGGAGUAUGCUCGGAGUGCUUCAGAACAAGAAAGAAACAUGGUUAGCAUACGAGGACAGGAAAACAACAUAUGAACUAUAAGAUAUAUAGUGUGUAGUGAACCCACGGACAUGACAGGACUUGUUGGGUUUCCUCGAUCCUCAAGGGAGCUGCAUAAGAAUGCCGAGAAAUCUCAGAGUCGGGGGUUUCAUCAUUAUCUUGUUAUCAUUCUCGAGAGUAACGGACAGAUACAAAUGUUUCCUGAGAAUAAACUGAAGAAGAAUAUAUGAGGAACCACCCGAACUUCUUGUAUUAAAAAUGCAUUUCCUGGAGUGACUGAAGCUGUUAAUAUUAAGACAGUUGUAAUUUUGCAUACAAUGACUUGUCUCCAUAGUUACAUAUUUUCUACCCUAAUGGUUCACUGGUCAAGUUACCACCGCUCCUGACAGGAUGGUGAAGGCAGGGCCAUCAAUGUGCCCAGUGACACGGGACACGCUGGGGUGGAAGAUUUUGAGUACCCUGCGAACUUCCCUGAUUAGGUCCGAGACCAAAGUGUGACCAGAGACACCACACCUGCAUGAAGAGGCAACUCAGCCUCGGACUACGAGAAACUCAUCUUUUUCCGACUCUGCGGACUGGCGAACGAGGGUUCAUCUCGAGGAGUAAGUUGUGAAAGCAUACUUGUGGACAUACAGUUAAUUUGUGGGAGCAUAGCUUUCUAACUGACGGUGGAUUAUAUUCCAGUUCGUGUGUGUGUGUAUAUAUAUUGACUGUGCAUGAUACAUGUGAACUGUAAAUUAUACCCGCACACUGUGGAGGAGGAUGCAAACUGUGGAACAUUGUUCAGUUCCUGUAGAAAAUUUAGAGUCGUCAAGAGUGAAAGACUAUUGCCAACAACAAGCAUAUGAAUAUAGUGUAGAUAAUUUUUGUAUGUAUAUCUGAUUCUAUUUUGCACAUUGCUUUUCUUUUUUAAUUAUAUUUUGUUUUCUUUGCA